CAGCCUGGUAGCAGAGAUGAAAAUGCAUCUAUGAAAUUGAUUGUCUUUUGUUGAUACUCUGUAUUUUCUUUAUACAUAUUGCAUUUAACCUGUCUGUCUGACACUGGCACACAUACCUGAUGAUGAUGUCGUACUGAUCUAUAUGGGAUCCAAGAUGGCUCCCGUGAAGAACCCCUCCAUUGCCUACCACCACGCAUCGUCUGCAGCUGCCUUCUCCCCUCAGUGAUGGAGGCAGGCCAGGCUGAGGCAGAGAGGCAAGAGCCAGGGCCAGAGGUUCUUCACUGCCCAGGAGCCCCAGAGGAGGGGACAGAUCCCAGGGCACAGGCCUGUCCUGCUGCACAAACACAGGGAUGUCCAGGAGGCUUGCAGAACACGACAGGGGCUUGAGGUGGUUCAGACACCAGCGAGGCUGACAUGGACCGGACAGCAGGGAGGCUGACUGAUUUAGUAAGACCUUAAGAGAGGGGCAAACAUAGAGAGAUGUUUGCUUUGUACUCAUUAUGCAAACAGCGAUGGAAGAGGUUCUGCAGUGGGCAGCCAAUGUGAUGGAUAAAACAGGAAUAGAAAAGAAAGCUCAGGCAGAGGAGAGAGGGAAGAUGAUCUCCUCAGACCUAUACUGUGAGGUUUUGGAUCUGAGCGGAGGAGAGAAUAUCACAGAGCUGUGCAAAACACAAAAGAAGAUCAAGAAGACAUACUCACCCAGAGUGUCUGUGGAAACCCCUGUGAUAGGGCCGGAGGAUACUGCAGAAUUCAUGAAUGCAGCCAGUCAAGGCAAACUGAAUGUGAUAGACAAGUAUCUGGCUGAUGGUGGGGACCCUAAUGUCCAUGAUGAGCUGAAGCGGACAGCGCUACAUCGUGCCUCUCUGGAAAGACAGACUGCAGUUGUCCAAAUGCUUUUAGAAAAGGGAGCCGAUAUCAACUUUAAAGAUCAACUGGGCUCCAGGGCCAUACACUGGGCCUGCAGAGGAGGAAGCCUGGGAGUUGUCAAAGCCCUGAAGAGCCACAGGGCUGACCUGAACGUUAGAGAUAAGUUGUACAGCACUCCUCUGCAUGUGGCCACAAGGACAGGCCACACCACCAUUGUGGAGUACCUGCUGUCCUGUGGUGCCAAAAUCAACUCCAGAGAUAGGGAAGGGGACACAGCCCUGCAUGAUGCAGUGCGUCUCAACAGAUACAAGAUAGUGAAGCUGCUCAUAGUGGCAGGGGCUGACACAAAAAUAAAAAAUCAUGAAGGAGUCACAGCAGUGCAGCAGGUAAAACAGUGGCAGUUUGACAUCAUGGAGAUCCUGCAGAGACUGGAGAAGCUGAGGGAAUUGGGACUGGUACCGCCUGAAAACACCUCGAGAGAGAGGAGUGACUAGUGCAAAAGAUGCACAUCUACUCAUACAGUAUAUUCCUUUAACGUUGCUCCAUCUGUCUCAGGUUCAAAAUACAUCCAGCAAUUCCACUGUAGGUCAGUGUACAUCAUAUUUGAGUAUAUGCGUUAUAUGUGCUCACCAACAAAAUCUGCCUUUCUGGGGCAUGGCUGUUAAACCUCUAAGGUUAGUCUGAACUAUGACACUAGAAAAAUGUCAGUGUGGAUGUGACGGAUUCAAAAUGAUCUGCUUAUCUCAAAAAAGUAGGCAGAAAACAUAUGAAUAAGGAAACAAAGCUGAAUUUCUCACAACCUUUUGCCAAGCUUUGGCUUUUGAUAUUUGCUUCCAAAGAGCUUUAUCAUCUCAGGAGCACUCCGAUGGAUGUUUUGUAUCUGAUUUGGGAUGUCUUUGGAAGUGGAAUAAUAUUAAUAGGUAGUGCUGUGCAGAAGCUGCGUCUGAAUAUACAUCAAAAGGUCCUUGUUUUAUCAAGGCAACAGACAAGGCCAGAGCACACAGCAGUACUGUGUUUGAGAUGUCAGCUGAUGAUAGCAGAGAUGGCUGGUAUGCCUCCGCUAAAGUCAGGGAUUCAAGGAGAGCUCAGUGGGCAUAUUUUCCUUCUAUCAUCAGUGGCUCAAAUGUUCCUGAGGGAGGGUGGUCAUUUACACUGGGGAAACCAACAGCUUGCUCCCUUGCUUACAAUGUAGUUGUUUAUGUAUAGUUAGUCAUUAUGCAUGCAGCCAUUCAUUUUGUGAGCACAUUUUGUUCAACAUAUACUGUGCUACUGCUGUA
Molecule: messenger RNA, 2144 nt
Organism: Micropterus dolomieu (smallmouth bass)
Lineage: Eukaryota; Metazoa; Chordata; Actinopteri; Centrarchiformes; Centrarchidae
Gene: ankrd2
Product: ankyrin repeat domain 2 (stretch responsive muscle)
Exons: 9
Coding region: 501-1361 (286 amino acids)
Molecular function (GO): protein binding
Source: RefSeq, a predicted model, not a curated record